AUGGCCAGCUUUACCCAGUCCUUGUUCAAUCUUGACCCCGAGCACAUAUCAUGCAUCGGAGGGCGAACGGUAGUCACAUGCAAGGGUUGCGCAGGCAAUGCCCCGAGAGGAGCAAUCUGCCUUAGCUGUAACGGUCGUGGCUUCAACAUGUUUAUCUGUGCACACUGCAACCCUGCAGCUGCAGCUGACGUAGCUAGAGCAACGGCGAACCCCACAGCUGCAUCUGCAGAGACACCCGGCUCCUCGGCACCUUCAUCCCCGGGCUCGCUAAGCCGCAGCUCGUCUACUUCGCACCCGGAUCCAACCAUCGCUCGGUUGUACGCAAAAUAUGGGGAUGGCCGCGACAGUACAAGCUGUGGACGGAGUAAUAGCAAUGCGAAUAAGCCGAGAAAUCCGUGA
This is a messenger RNA of Penicillium vulpinum, 399 nucleotides long. RefSeq lists its product as uncharacterized. NCBI's taxonomy places the organism in Eukaryota, Fungi, Ascomycota, Eurotiomycetes, Eurotiales, Aspergillaceae. Bases 1 to 399 code for a protein of 132 amino acids. The transcript has 2 exons. The record is from RefSeq and is a predicted model, not a curated record.